GCGGAGAUUCACAAGUUUCAUUGGAUUACAAUCAAUUACAAUAUUAAAAUGGACAGUAGCAUUUAUACUGCAGUACCUUGGGACACCACCACUAACCGGAGAUCUACAUUGACAGGUUUAGAAGGAGACUUGAUGCUGGAACAGGAACUUGUCAAGGACGAGAAGGCUGUUUCUUCAUCACUUUCCAGAUCUUCAGGCCCUGGUAACCCCUUGUUCGACUCUCAGGGUUAUGCUGUCGCCAGUGCUUCCAACAGUCAUGACCAAUAUGGUGCUUCAACCAGCGUAUCAGUCACCAGUAUCACUGCUGCUAUCACUGCUGCUUCAAACUCUCUUUCCGUUGUCAUUUCUGAUCCUCAAAAACAUGGCGAAGGCUCGUCUGCCUUUGUGUCGUAUUUGGUUUCUACUCGCACUUGUUUGCCUGCAUUUAAAUCUCAAUCUUCCUCUGUUCGUCGCAGAUUUCAAGAUUUUACUGCCUUGCAGAAACUAUUGUCUGAUACUCACUCUGCUUGCAUCAUUCCUCCUUUACCUGAAAAACAUCGCAUGGAAUAUAUUACUGGUGAUCGCUUUAGCUCGGAAUUCGUCGAAAAACGUCGCAUUUCCUUACAGGCUUAUAUCGAUCGUAUUGCUCGUCAUCCUAUUUUGCAACAGUCACCUCACGUUCAACGUUUUCUGGAAGCUGAGCAAAUGUCAAGCUACGAUCACCCAAGGCGAGAAUCUCAUGUGUUUGAAAACUUGGGUGAUGUGUUUUUGAAUGCAUUUUCAAAAGUACGUAAACCCGACGAACGCUUUGUAGAUAUUAAAGAAGCUGUCGAAAAAUUCGAACAGAAUUUGAUCAAUGUGGAAAAGUUGCAUUCACGUCUAUUAAAGCAUCAAACAGGUCUUGCCGCCGAUUAUCUCGAAUUUGGAAGCUCCAUUACCUCGUUGGGUAUGAUGGAGACUCAAGUUUCUCAACCACUCAGUAAUUUUGGAAAUCGAGCUCCCAUUUUCAGUCAAGCAUUGACUGAAAAGACUGUAGCCGAAGAACAAUACUAUGUCAACAAACUACGCGAAUAUAUUUCAUACUGUCAAUCUGUCAAAGAUGUGCUCAAGGCUCGCGACCAGAAGCAGGUCGAACAUGAAGAAUUAACCAAUUGGCUGUUGAGUCACCAAGUCGAUCGUGAUCGUACUAUGAGUACUGGAAAAAGUCCUGGAAUCACAGGGUUUUUCAAGGAUAAAAUUAAUGAUCUCAAGGGUGUGGAUCCCGAAAAAGCCAGACAGAUUCGACUGGUGAAACUGGAUGCCAAAAUUGAAGAGCUGAAGGAUGCUGUGGGUCAAAGUAGCAUCACUGCCGAAGCCUUUUCAAAACAAGUUGUAAGAGAAAUCGACGGGUUUCAAGCCGUCAAGAUACAGGAUUUUAACAAGCACUUGCAAGAUUAUAUUGAUGCGCAGUUGGUAUACCAUGAAAAGAGCAUGGCUUUCUGGGAAGACAUGGUUCCUAUUGCAGAUACAGUAUCUCUUGAAGAACCGCAUCAAUCCACAUCAGCUGAUGGGUCAUAAAUGUCGGCCAUUUGGCAAUUCUCCUUAAACUUUACCUUGCUCUUUUUAUCUUCUGAUUAUUAAAAUGAAUGUGCUUAUUAGUGCAUUAUUGUUUUAUAUAAAUAGAGACUGUUAAACUAGUAUUUGAAACC
Molecule: messenger RNA, 1667 nt
Organism: Batrachochytrium dendrobatidis JAM81
Lineage: Eukaryota; Fungi; Chytridiomycota; Chytridiomycetes; Rhizophydiales
Exons: 8
Coding region: 49-1536 (495 amino acids)
Biological process (GO): protein transport; endocytic recycling; autophagy of mitochondrion
Cellular component (GO): early endosome; phagophore assembly site
Molecular function (GO): phosphatidylinositol binding
Source: RefSeq, a predicted model, not a curated record